Molecule: messenger RNA, 1764 nt
Organism: Scomber japonicus (chub mackerel)
Lineage: Eukaryota; Metazoa; Chordata; Actinopteri; Scombriformes; Scombridae
Gene: hpse2
Product: heparanase 2
Exons: 12
Coding region: 1-1764 (587 amino acids)
Cellular component (GO): membrane; extracellular matrix
Molecular function (GO): hydrolase activity, acting on glycosyl bonds
Source: RefSeq, a predicted model, not a curated record
AUGCCCAAAACCUCAGCACGCGUAUUCCCAUGGUCCUCCUUGUGGUUGGCAUCUUUGGCUACUUUGGUUGUGCAGUCAGUGCUCUCUUCCUCCUACUCCUCUUCUUCCUCUUCUACAUACCAGAGACCUGCAGCCGGUGGGAAGCGACCGGGCUUCAUGGAGAGGACGCUGAUUCUCCUGGACGUCAACACCCGCAGUCCGAUCAGAGUCCUCAACGACAACUUCCUCUCUUUGCAGCUGGACCCCUCGAUCAUCAAAGACGGGUGGUUGGACUUUCUGAGCUCCAAGCGGCUCGUGACCCUGGCGCGCGGCCUGUCGCCUGCUUUUUUACGUUUUGGCGGAAAACGCACCGACUUCCUGCAGUUCAACAACCAGAAGAACCUCGCCAAAUUCAGAGGACCGGGACCAGACUACUAUCUGAAGAACUACGAAGACGAUAUAGUGCGCAGUGACAUUGCACUGGACAAGCAGAAGGGCUGCAAGCUGGCCAACCACCCUGACAUAAUGCUGGAGCUGCAGAGAGAGAAGGCUGCCACCACACAGCUGGUCCUGCUGAAAGAGCAACUGUCCAACAUCUACAGCAACAUUACAAUAACAGCCAGGUCUUUAGACAAACUGUACAACUUUGCCGAUUGUGCUGGUCUGCACCUCAUACUGGGGCUCAACUCACUGCACAGAAACCCAGACAACUCCUGGAACACCUCCUCCACCCUGAGCCUCCUGAAGUACAGCGCAGGCAAGAAGUACAACAUCUCCUGGGAGCUGGGCAACGAGCCUAACGCCUACCGCAGCAUGGUGGGUCGUGCGGUCAACAGCACCCAAUUGGCUCAGGACUACACCAAGCUGCGGACCUUGCUGCAGUCUGUGCGCUACUACCACCGAGCUCACCUCUAUGGCCCCAAUGCGGGGCGACCCAGGAAGAACGCCAUCCUGCUGCUGGAUGGGUUCAUGAAGAAUGCUGGCUCAGAUGUAGAUGCAGUUACGUGGCAACAUUAUUACAUGGAUGGCAGAGUGAACAAAGUGGAGGACUUCCUAAAAACGCGUCUGUUGGACACACUGACAGAGCAGAUCAAUAAAGUCACCAAGGUUGUGAACACACACACUCCUGGUAAGAAGGUGUGGCUCGGUGGACUGGGUCCUGCAUGGGCAGGGGGCAUCAAUAAUCUCUCGGACACAUAUGCAGCCAGCUUUUUGUGGGCUAACACACUGGGAAUGGCUGCUGUUCAGGGAAUUGACGUUGUCUUGCGUCACUCAUUCUUUGACUAUGGAUACACGCACCUUGUGGACCAGCACUUUAACCCUUUACCUGAUUACUGGUUCUCUUUGGUCUUCAAGCGUCUGGUUGGUCCGAGGGUUUUAGCUGUGCGGGUUGCUGGACUGCAGAGGAAGCCACAACCAGGACGAGUCAUACGAGAUAAGCUACGUAUUUACGCGCACUGUACCAGCUACUACAAUCAUAACUAUGUGAGAGGCUCCAUAACAAUCUACAUCAUCAACCUGCAUCGGUCGCGAAAGAAAAUUAAGUUGGCGGGGACGUUACGAAACAAGACUGUCCAUCAGUACCUGCUGCAACCCUACGGCACUGACGGACUCAAAGCCAAACAUGUCCAGCUGAACGGGGAGAGGUUGCUCAUGGUGGACAAUGAGACUUUCCCAGAGUUGAAGCCUAAAACGUUGAGGGCUGGACGGACAAUAGCCAUGCCUCCCAUGACUAUAGGUUUUUAUGUCAUCAAAAAUAUUAACGCAUACGCCUGCCGAAGAUAA